Molecule: messenger RNA, 2026 nt
Organism: Rhododendron vialii
Lineage: Eukaryota; Viridiplantae; Streptophyta; Magnoliopsida; Ericales; Ericaceae
Exons: 3
Coding region: 1169-1696 (175 amino acids)
Molecular function (GO): calcium ion binding
Source: RefSeq, a predicted model, not a curated record
AUAUAUGUGUGACGGCAGUAAAUAAAAAGGAGGGAGGCAAGCCACAUACAUGUGUGGACUGUAAUUGAAAAAAAGAAAAGCGGCAUAAGUGAGGAUAUGCGGCUGUUUUUUUAGAGCGAUUCCGAAGAGGGAUUUUCAUAAAAGUUUUGGAGGGCUUGUGGACUCAAGACCGUUAGCGAUCAAGAUUAUUGGGUGCGGUGUACGUGUGACUCGGCAAGUGAUACUUAGAACGUUGUGAGGAUUUACUACGUUUGGAUAUGUAUAUCUGUAACUGCACAAUGAUUAAUUAUAGUGAUUUAAUUAUUUCCCGUGAUUUUUACCUGGCCAUUCAGGGGUUUUCCACGUAUAUCUCUGCGUUUUAUGAUUGAUUGAUUGCGUAGUUUUUGCUGGUAGUAUUACUUGGUGAUUCGCAUUCAUGCUGUUAGGGUUUUUUUACAGAUUGUUAAGAUACCCUAAUUUUUCAAUUGGCAUCAGAGCGGGCUGCUCCUUCCAUUAGGUUUAAUUUUUCCUAAAGCAGAUCCAUCAUAGUAUGAACAUGAAUCACAUGUCUAGAAAUUUUCCUAUACUUGAUGCUGAUAAUUUUGAUUAUUGGAAAUCUAGAAUGAGGGCUAUAAUGAGAUUACCCGGUGAAGAAAUUUGGGACUCGUGUAUUGUGGGGUACACUCGACCCGUGAAAAACGUGAAAACUAUAGAGGAUAUUAGGAUAAGCCGGUUCAAAAAACUCAACUGGAGUUAUUGGACAAAGAAAAAGGUUUACUUAGGCUAACAAUUGUGCACUUGAUUUUUUAUUUGCUGCUGUUGAUAUAAAUGAGCACAGGAAAAUAGCUAACUGCAAAAUUGCGAAAGAGGCAUGGGAUAUUUUGGUUACUUGCCAUGAGGGGACAGACGUUGUAAAGCAGUCUAAGCUGCAAAGGCUUACCAUGGAGUUUGAGACCAUCAGCAUGCAGGAGGAAGAGACCUUCAAUCAAUUCUACUCCAAGCUCAUCGCCAUCGUCAAUAGCUGCGAGAACUUGGCGAGGGCUUUAUGCUAGUUGCAUGGUUAUACCGAGGUAGGUCCAUUCUUGACCGUUGAGCUUCUCGUACUAUAAAUACAAGAUAUCCACUGUACUGUCCCUUCAUCCAAAAAAAAGUUUCGAAACAAAUACUUUAGAGAGAGGGAAAGAGAGAGAUGGAGGAGAUGCGUGAGGCAGCAAUGGCUUAUUACGCGAACAUGUCCGAAGACCAACAAAAAGAGCUUCUGGAAUUCUACAAAUCAUUAGACACAAACGAAGACGGGAAAGUGAGCAUCCAUGAGUACUUGGAUUUCCUCGUACGAAAAGGCGUCACCCAACACGUGUCGCCAGAUCUGUUCAAACUCCUCGACAAGGACGACGGCGGCACCCUGGAUUUCGAGGAAUCCGUUACGUUUUUCUAUAUGUUCACGUGCAACAGGCUGGUGAUCUGUGCUGGGUGUCGGUCCUACUUGUGGGGCCUCCAUUUCCUAUGUGUCGAAUGUUACAAUGCUGACAAAAAGAAGACAUAUGAGCUGUGUUGUUCCUGUUAUCGUAACAAGAACUUCACCCAUGAGCACUCCUCUUUCAUGGACAACUAUGCUCUCCUCCGGACUGAACAAGCAAUGGACAAAUUGAAGAAGGUGGCAAAGGGCGGUGCUGAAAUCGCUUGGAGUUUUUUUAAAGCUUAUAACGAAAGUAAUUAAGAGGAAUGAUAAUGUUAAAAUUAUAGUACACAAAAAGACUUGUACCAUAUACAGUGUACAAGACUUUUAUACGCUGGAGUUUUGACACCAACAAAAAUAAUUUUAGCAUUAUUACUACCCGAAAUUAAAGCACAUGUCCCGUUAGUAAUUCUGCAUCUUACAACGUAUUGGGCCUUGGCCAUUUAAGUGUUUCUGGUUUCUUGGGCUUUGCCCGUUGGGUGUUGGGCUUGACCCAUUAGGUUUAUUGUUUCGGGCUUAGCCCACUAGGUGUUUAGGACUUUGUCCUAUUUGGUGUUGCCUUUUCAUUCAACCUGUGGUUGUAUUUCCCUC